CCUCCUUGUCAGCGAUCAAAUCAACACGAAAAAGUCAAAACAAUUUUUUUAUUGAAAUUUCGUGAAGCAUCGCUUAAAUUUAAUUGAAAUUAGCUAUAAUUACGUUUAAAAUUGUUUAAACAAACUAGUUACAAAACUUUAUAAUUACGUUGGUAAAGAGCCAAAGUCGAACUUGCUCUAAUUGUAUCAUCUAUUAUAGCAAACAUAACCUCUGAGACUAUGUCGGAUAAACAGAAAACAUUACUUUGUGGUGAUGUCAACGGAAACUUCAAUACUUUAUUUUCAAGAGUAGAGUCCAUUCAGAAGAAGUCUGGUGCCUUCGAUGUAUUGCUCUGUUUGGGUAAUUUUUUUGGCGAUGACAAUUCGCAGUUGGAUGCAUAUAAACUUGGCUCCAGAAAAGUUCCUAUCCCAACCUACGUGUUUGGGCCUACAACCAGUGAACAUGUUCCACUGUACUGUGAAGAGGGCUCUGAAAUUGUACCCAAUGUUGUUUAUAUGGGUAAAAGAGGGCUGUUCACAACUAGUUCAGACGUGAAGAUUGCAUACCUGACUGGUCUAUCUAGAAGAGAACUCGGCAAGGAUAUCCCAAUGUGUACAUUUGAGCCGAGUGACUGCAGUGCUGUCCGAGAUGCCUGCUUCAGAGGCCAGAGUGAGUACCGCGGUGUGGAUAUACUGAUCACGUCAUUGUGGCCAAAUGGGAUUCAGCAAGAUGAGAAUCAAAAGGUUGAAGUGGACCAAGGGAAGCUCUCUGACCUAAUCGCCUGGUUGUCCAUACAUAUAAAGCCCAGGUACCACCUGGUUCCUGCUCCAGAGAAAUACUUUGAAAGGCAACCUUACAGGAAUCUCAGCAUACAUCAAGACUUCAGGGAAUGUGCGACUCGGUUCCUAGCACUAGCACCAGUCGGGAACAAAGCUAAGGAGAAGUGGAUAUACGCGUGCUCCCUACAGCCAAUAUCCAAGAUGAGGGUCACUGACCUGCUGCAAGGUACUACGGAUGAGACGCCGUGUCCAUACAGCGCGGACUUGCUACAGCAACACCAGCCCGGGAAAGUUGUGAAGGUGAGUGGCAAUGGGCAGUUCUUCUUCAACAUGGACGCGGAGGACGACGGCGGCAAGCGGAAACGGAAGGGCGGCGAGAACUCAGAACGAAAGAAAAUCGAUUUCUCUCCAGAUCAAUGCUGGUUCUGUCUGUCGUCGCCCACAGUGGAGAAGCACCUGGUGAUCAGCGUGGGUACGCACUGCUACCUGGCGCUGCCGAAGGGGCCUCUGACACCCUUCCACGUACUCAUACUGCCCAUUGCGCACCACCAGUCUAUUACUAAGUCGCCAGACGAAGUGAUAAAAGAGAUCAAGAAGUACAAAGAAGCCCUGUUGAAGUUCUACAUGUCGAUGGGCAAGCUGGCCGUGUUCUUCGAGCGCAACUACAAGACGUCGCACAUGCAGAUACAGUGCGUGCCCGUGCCGCAAGCUAGUGCCAGCCAGAUACUGGAAUUGUUUCAGGACGAGGCCGGCAUCAACAGCAUCCAGCUAGAAGUGCUGCCCCCGUACGCGGACGUGGCGCAGGCGGCGCUGCCGGGCGCGCCGUACUUCCACGCCGAGCUGCCCACCGGCGACCAGCUGUUCGCGCGCGCGCGGGCCAACUUCCCGCUGCAGUUCGGCAGAGACGUUCUAUCGAGCCCUCCCAUCCUCGACUGCGAAGACAAGGCGGACUGGCGGCAGUGCCUGCUCAGCCGAGAGGACGAGGACCUCCACGUGGCCAAGUUCAGACAGAAGUUCAAGCCCUUCGACUUCGCCGUAGAAGAGGACAGCGAUAGCGAUUAGAAAGAGUGCGAGCGAGUGAGUAUGACAG
Plutella xylostella (diamondback moth) is the source of this 1849-nucleotide messenger RNA. Its product is annotated as CWF19-like protein 1. The record is from RefSeq and is a predicted model, not a curated record. Gene Ontology annotation, molecular function: RNA lariat debranching enzyme activator activity. Lineage: Eukaryota; Metazoa; Arthropoda; Insecta; Lepidoptera; Plutellidae. Gene Ontology annotation, cellular component: post-mRNA release spliceosomal complex. Gene Ontology annotation, biological process: mRNA splicing, via spliceosome.